AUGUUCAGGAAUGAUACUUUACAUCUACACAUUGUUUUCUCAUUACAAUUUAAUUAUUUUUUAGAUGACAAACCGGAUGAAGAGGAGGGGUAUAAAGUAUUUCAUCAACAGUCACAUCUGGAAACCUUUUCUGCAUACAAGUUUGAUAUCCCAGGUCUGUUCAUACAGAUGGAGGCCAUAUAUCACAAAUCUGAUGACUCGCUGAAUCUGAAGGACGGGGUCAAACAGAUCUGUGUCCACUGGAACGAACAGAAUCCUGUAGGAAGGGUCAUCUUCAUUCUGUAUGGUAACAAGGAACCUAUAGAAGAAGGUCUACAUAUGCUGACAAGGUUAGCAAAACAGCUGGAUUUUCCCAUUUAUCUGUUCCAUGUUGUUGAUCCAACCGAAGCAGGGACCUUCUGUGAACCGCCUAAUCCAGGAAUUCUGGCUUUCUUACAAAAGAGACACCAUUUAUUUCUACACAGCACUAAAACAGUUUAUAUAUAUAGCCACCAGGAUCACAUGACCUUGGCUAGGACUGCUGGUGUGAAUUGUGUCAAGAUAACACAACUUCUACAGAAUCCAGCUCUGGUUAUUGGUAGUCACGUGAUUACUCGGUCCACCAUCCCAGAAUACCUCAGGACAAUGGAGAUUUUACCUAAGGACAAGGAAACACUGGAGAGACCUAACCUUCCCUGUGUUACAGAGGAGGAGAAUUUCCAGGACAGCCACAUCAAGUGUGAACUCCCAUAUGGGAGGCAGGAGUUUAUCUUAGCCAAAGAUUUCAACACUAUCAUGGGUUAUCAAGAGCUGUACCAGAGCUGUGUAUUGAGACUUAAACAACCAGAGAGUGUCUACACACAAGACGAGGAGAAAGACCCAGAAUGUAACACUUCACUGAAUACCUCACUGAAUGAAUCAUCCAGAAAACUGCCCUCCUGGAUGUUGGGAAAAGAAACACCCCCAGGGAAAAGGACCCUACACACCAAAACUAUUCUACAGCGGAAUGAGAGUUCGAGUUCAAUGGAGGGGCAAGGGAGACAAACAAUAUAUAUAAUGACAGAAGAGGAGCUGUUAGAAAUUGCUAAAGAUGUUUUAAAGCAGGCAGGCAGAACAGAUGUGUUGAGGGAAGCUGAUGAGAAUUCUGUUAAUGAUGUUUUAUCCAAGAAGACUGAAAUGAAUCAGAAGGAAAAAUCAAAAAUGUCAUUAAAUAGUCAUAACUCUGGGGAGAAAUCAAGAAUGACACCAAACAGUCAUAACUCCAGAGGGAAAUCAACAGAAGUGGGUGUAAUUGAUACUGUGGAGGGGAUAAACAGUGAUAAGCUGGGAACAGACAGACAGACGGCCGACAGGAAGUGUGCUGUACUGAACGAUCUAAUGGCUGAGACGGGAGUCAGGAAAGCAAGUCCCCGCAAAACCAGGAAAAGAUUUCAGCCAAAAAAUGAAGAAUGUGAAUCCAGCAAACAAAAAGCUCGAGUUUUACCUGAUGCUAGUGAAGACAGAAUCACUGCACAAAAAGUUCUGGAUUUUCCAGAUGAGAAAUUACCUCAACCCAAAUCAAUGGAACUAAAGAUAGGUGAUUCAACUGGAUUUGAAUCCAUACAUUCCUUUAAAACUGACAAAGAGUUGACAGAAACAAAGUCUUAUAAGAAGAGUGGUUCUAGAGGUGUUUUUCCAGAAUCUCAGGAACCAGGUCCAUCUCUGGAGUUUACAAGAACUCACUUGAAAUCAAAUCAAGAUCAGGCUAAAGCCUCAAACACGGCACACAGAGAGACUGUAAAUCGAGCUAAAAACACUAACACAACAAGUACAGAGACAGUAAAACAAAAACACUCUAAUGCAGCACGAACAGAGACCGUAAAAUCACAAGUCAGAGGAAAACGGGGGACUGAAUCAAAUGACAGAGAUACUGACAGAGGUUCACCUAAACUUAAAAAAACGGAGCCCCCUAAUAAACCGGACUUAUCUAUUUUGGAUGAAAUCUUUUUCUGAAUAAAAAGUAAACUUGAAAUGAUUUUUGAGUUUGGUCCUUUUGAGAUAAUGAGGUUUGACUGUUUCAAAUACCUGUACUAGUAA
Messenger RNA from Saccostrea cuccullata (small rock oyster), 2055 nucleotides. RefSeq lists its product as uncharacterized. Bases 1 to 1971 code for a protein of 656 amino acids. Lineage: Eukaryota; Metazoa; Mollusca; Bivalvia; Ostreida; Ostreidae. The record is from RefSeq and is a predicted model, not a curated record. The transcript has 13 exons.